Messenger RNA from Oryzias latipes (Japanese medaka), 612 nucleotides. RefSeq names its product ribosomal protein S15 (gene rps15). Gene Ontology annotation, biological process: translation; ribosomal small subunit assembly. The record is from RefSeq and is a predicted model, not a curated record. Gene Ontology annotation, cellular component: cytosolic small ribosomal subunit; ribosome. Gene Ontology annotation, molecular function: RNA binding; structural constituent of ribosome. Lineage: Eukaryota; Metazoa; Chordata; Actinopteri; Beloniformes; Adrianichthyidae.
UUGUGCGACGGCACCACCUGCUGUUCAUAAGAGGGCGGGACCAUACCGGAAGACGCCUCGAGGAUUUGAUUCAAGUCACGCGAUACCAGGGAAAACGAGACUUCCUUUGGUCCUUUUCCGCCCGAUCAACCAGCAACAUGGCAGAAACCGAAAUCAAGAAGAAGCGAACCUUCAGGAAGUUCACGUACCGCGGCGUGGAUCUGGACCAGCUUCUGGACAUGUCUUAUGAGCAGCUCAUGCAGCUGUACUGUGCCCGUCAGAGGAGGAGGCUGAACCGUGGCCUUCGCCGUAAGCAGCAGACUCUUCUCAAACGCCUGCGCAAGGCCAAAAAGGAGGCUCCUCCAAUGGAGAAACCAGAGGUGGUUAAAAGCCAUCUGAGGGACAUGAUCAUCCUGCCUGAGAUGGUUGGCUCUAUGGUCGGAGUGUACAACGGCAAGACAUUCAACCAGGUUGAAAUUAAGCCUGAAAUGUGUGGUCACUACCUUGGAGAGUUCUCCAUCACCUACAAGCCCGUGAAGCACGGCCGCCCCGGGAUUGGAGCCACACACUCGUCCCGUUUCAUCCCUUUGAAGUAAAACGACUUUACUGGAAAAAUAAAACUGUUCCACAAAA